AUGUCUCCUCCCAAUCCCACGCUCGCGGCCGGAGACAUAGACUCUGCCUCCGAUGAUGACCUCGAUCUCGACGAACUAGACCCUAUUGUUGAUUCGCCCCGUCGCUCAAGAUCCAACGCUCCGUCUGAGACUAGAGCCCGCCGCUCAGUAAACGGUUCCACAAACAUCGCGCUACAAAGACUCCAGAGGUACGGCGGCAGCCGCUUAUGGCCAUCUUCAGGAAAGCGGAGUGUAGGAGACGAUGGCACAGAAGAUACCGAAGGUCUUUUGGGCAGCUGGCCUGGACACACACGAGGCAAUGGUCAUGUAAGACUGUGGUCGGAAGACCAAGUCGGCUGGAAUGUCAGGCCGGAAAGAUACCAAAGAGUUGGUGGACGAGACAAUGCCCAGGGCCGGGAGGUACCCUCUCGCCGCUCCAGCAUUCGCCAGAGUAUGCAAAUCUCAGACUUUGUCAGACAAGAACUGGCGGACAUGCGUGAUAAUGAGCAGGAAUUCAGCGGGCAGGAAUCCCGCGAGGUCAACGUCGGGCAAACUCAGAAGAAACGAUUUCCCACGAAUGUCGUGUCCAAUGCCAAAUACACCGCCUGGUCCUUCUUGCCGCGAACAUUGUACAACGAAUUUUCCUUCUUCCUCAACGUCUACUUCCUCCUUGUCGCCUUGUCUCAAAUUAUACCCUUCUUGCGAAUCGGUUACAUGUCUACAUACAUUGUGCCUUUGGCGGUGGUUCUUACAAUUUCGAUUGGCAAAGAAGCAAUAGACGACAUCGUGCGGCGGCGACGAGAUGCAGAAGCAAACGCCGAACUAUUCACUGUGGUGUCUUUCUCCGAUACGGCCCGGGAUGGUGUGCUGGAAGUCCAGAAGCGGUCGCGAGAUAUCAAAGUCGGUGACGUUCUGAAACUUGAGAAGAACCACAGGGUUCCUGCGGAUCUGGUCCUCCUUCAGAGUCAUCUAACGGAGCUGACGGUCGAUGCGGGCUCUGAUUCUACAGCUGCUCCUCCAGCUCAGGCUGCAGGGGAAACCUUCAUCAGGACGGAUCAGCUAGACGGAGAGACUGACUGGAAGCUACGGCUCCCGAGCCCGUUGAGUCAAAAUCUCAACCUGAAAGAUCUGCAACGACUCAAGGUCACCGCUGGCGCUCCUGAUAAGAAAGUCAAUGAAUUCGUAGGGACUUUGGAGCUUCAACCAAGUCUGGCACCAGCUUACGAUCCCCAUGUGCUCAAGGAUGACCGUGCAGAAGACGGCACAAGCUCAACCGACUUGGAACACACCGCGGUUAACAGGCAGCAAUCGGCACCCUUGACUAUUGACAAUACGGCAUGGGCCAACACGGUGUUGGCCUCUAGCACCAUAACAUAUGGCGUGGUCAUCUACACGGGUAAACAGACUCGAUCUGCUCUCUCGACGUCACCAUCGAGGUCAAAAACUGGUCUUUUGGAACUGGAAAUCAACAACUUGACCAAAAUCCUCUGUAUCAUGACCCUAACCCUUUCCAUCAUUCUUGUCGCCCUCGAAGGGUUUGAGCCAUCCAACAAGAAGCCAUGGUAUGUGGCAAUUACGAUUUAUCUGAUUCUGUUUUCGACAAUCAUUCCAAUCAGUCUGCGCGUGAAUCUUGACAUGGCCAAAUCGGUGUAUGCUUAUUUCAUUCACCAGGACAAAGGGAUUCCAGGCACGGUCGUCCGUACCAGUACUAUCCCUGAAGAUCUAGGUCGAAUAGAGUACCUGCUCUCUGACAAGACUGGGACACUCACCCAGAAUGAGAUGCAACUUCGGAAGAUACAUGUUGGUACAGUUGCAUAUGCAGGAGAGGCAAUGGAAGAAGUCGCAGCAUAUGUUGAUCAAGCAUUCGCAGCUGAUGGGAGCCGAGAUGUUCAUGUCUCAGAGUUGGGUGCAGCGACGAAGACCCGACGAGAGAUCGGCGUCCGUGUCCGCGAUCUCGUACUCGCCCUUGCGUUAUGCCACAAUGUUACGCCUACUGCGGACGAGGUUGACGGAGAAAGAGUAGUGUCCUAUCAGGCAUCAUCUCCUGACGAGAUUGCCAUUGUCGAGUUCACUGAAAGCGUGGGUCUACGUCUCCUUCAGCGCGACAGGGAGAAUAUUGUUCUCCAAAGUGUCUCUACAAAGCAGGUGGUCAUCCGAGCAGAGAUCAAAGACAUCUUCCCUUUCACUUCCGACAGCAAGCGCAUGGGUAUCAUCGUACACCUCUCUUCAGAGGUACCCGGACUGUCGCAUAUAGAUGAAAUGUGGUUCUUCCAGAAAGGCGCAGAUACGGUGAUGAGUGCCAUUGUGGCAGCAAAUGAUUGGCUGGACGAGGAAACGGCCAACAUGGCGCGUGAAGGGCUUCGGACACUUGUCGUAGGCCGCAAAAAGCUGUCGCCAGAGCAAUACAGGAACUUCGCUUCCGAGUAUGCGGAUGCAUCAUUGGCAUUGCAUGAUCGAGACGCACGAAUGGCUGCAGUUGUCCAGAAGCACCUCGAGCAUGAUCUCGAGCUUUUGGGCGUGACGGGAGUUGAAGACCGCUUGCAAAAGGAUGUCAAGCCCUCUCUCGAACUGCUUCGCAACGCUGGCGUCAAGAUAUGGAUGCUUACGGGUGACAAGAUCGAGACAGCGCGGUGCGUGGCAAUUUCUGCUCGGUUGGUCGCACGAGGCCAACAUAUUCAUACAAUGGCCAAGUUGAAAGCUAAAGCGCAGGGUAAGGACGCGUUGGAUGUGUUGCGCAACCAGACUGACACAUGUCUGCUCAUCGACGGCGAGUCAUUGGCUCUCAUGCUCAGCCAAUUCCGACAUGAGUUCAUCACAAUAGCGGUCCAGUUGCCCGCAGUGAUUGCCUGUCGCUGUUCGCCAGCGCAGAAAGCUGACGUUGCGCACUUGAUUCGCAAACACACCAAGAAGCGCGUGUGCUGCAUUGGGGAUGGUGGCAACGACGUCAGCAUGAUCCAAGCUGCCGAUGUCGGCAUUGGGAUCGUCGGCAAAGAAGGACGACAGGCUUCACUGGCGGCCGAUUUCAGCAUUGAGCAGUUCUGCUAUCUGACCAAGUUGCUGGUGUGGCACGGCCGCAACAGCUACAAACGGUCGGCGAAGUUGGCUCAAUUUAUCAUUCACCGGGGAUUGAUCAUCAGCGUAUGUCAGACGAUGUACAACAUCGCCGGACACUUCGACCCCAAGGGCCUCUUCAAAGAUUGGUUGAUGGUUGGGUAUGCCACUGUUUACACCAUGGCCCCUGUCUUCUCUCUUGUGCUCGAUCGAGACGUCGACGAGCAAGUCGCCAAUCUCUAUCCCGAACUAUACAAAGAACUCAAGUCAGGAAAGAGCCUGAGCUAUCAGACUUUCUUCACCUGGGUGUUAGUGUCGGUCUAUCAGGGGAUUAUUAUCCAGGGUCUGUCACAACUUCUCGUCGGGGAAGUUGACGGGCCUCGCAUGCUCAGUGUCAGCUUCACCGUCCUGGUUCUGAAUGAGCUUAUCAUGGUUGCUGUAUCGGUUACGACCUGGCACCCUAUCAUGAUUGUUUGUAUUGUCGGCACUGCGGUACUCUACGGCGCGAGCGUGCCCUUCCUGGGGGACUAUUUCGAUUUGGCAUAUGUGGCUAGCUGGAGUUGGGCGUGGAGGGUGGCAGCCGUGGGAGCGAUCAGUCUCGUGCCGGUUUGGGGAGGGAAGAUCAUUAGACGGACGUGGAAACCGCCAAAUUAUCGCAAGGUACAAGAGCAUCAAAAUAUGAUAUACAAGGCUCGCUCAGACCCUGAUGUGGACAAGGCUGGACAGCGUAAGGCUCUCGGCCGAGAACCCAAAAGUGGGGAAGAGGCCGCCUGGUGGUCCCUCACUUCGCCCACCGCCAUGUAA
Molecule: messenger RNA, 3834 nt
Organism: Fonsecaea nubica
Lineage: Eukaryota; Fungi; Ascomycota; Eurotiomycetes; Chaetothyriales; Herpotrichiellaceae
Exons: 2
Coding region: 1-3834 (1277 amino acids)
Biological process (GO): retrograde vesicle-mediated transport, Golgi to endoplasmic reticulum; phospholipid translocation; endocytosis
Cellular component (GO): endosome; plasma membrane; trans-Golgi network
Molecular function (GO): ATP binding; ATPase-coupled intramembrane lipid carrier activity; ATP hydrolysis activity
Source: RefSeq, a predicted model, not a curated record